AUGGCAAAUUUGCGUGUAGAAGUGGAUAUAAGCACGGUUCAAAUAAUCAAGCGACAAUAUGCCCUUUACCGAAUUGACCUUAUUAUGAUCAGGAAUGGUGAUGAAGAGUGCCGAUACCACGCCUUUCGCAGGUUUUCGGAGUUUUUAAGGUUAAGACAGGACUUGGAAAACGAAAUAGGGUCGGAACUACCGUAUGAGUUACCGGCUAGGAAUAUCAAUGGAUGGCUGAAACGAACAAGUUCGUGCGACCCGGAUGUCAUUGAAUUCAGAAAACGGGAAUUGAGCAGAUUUUUGUAUGACCUUUUAAACGAUUCUUUCGACUCACGCUGGAAAAAGUCGCCAUAUAUGUGUCAUUUUUUGCAAAUACCUAGUAACUGGGCAGAUGCAACACUGCGAAGAAAGGAAGACUCAACUGCCGGUGUGACAGAGUCCACGCCCAAUGGUCCGGGUGGAUUGAAAGACCCCCAAAAAUGGCUCGAAGAGCUACGUAAUUGCAAAAUCCUGCUGGCAGAGGCAGUUCGCGAUCGCUCAUCGGCCACCAAGAUAGGCGUCAAGUUGAGGCUGCGAAUACAAGAUUUGGAAACUUCUUUGAAGCAGAUCGACCAGGAGCAGCUAGUGGGAACGUCUGAAAUAAUGCGGCGUCACAAUCUAUUGAGCGGGUUGAAAACUGAUCUGAACGAUAAACUGGUCGAAAAGACUUCUGAACUUUUCAGCAAUGCGAGUGACUCACACAAACUGUAUGAUCGUGAAGAGACUAAUGAGCGACCACUGAUGGGGCGCAAAAUCGGUGAAACGACCGAGACACUGGGACUUAAUGAUCAGGAGCUGCUCCAGCUGCACAAGGAUACAACUAAGAAACAGGACCUGGAACUAGAAAAGCUGCGUCAAAUAAUUUUGAGCCAGAAGGAUCUGUCACUGAGCAUGAAUCAGGAACUGAGCCAGCAAAACGAACUGCUGGAUCUCAUGUCCGGCGAAGUCGACUCUACGGCCAACAAGCUACGAAUGGCUAAUAGAGGAGCCAAAAGAGUUAAUGAGAGCUGA
Lachancea sp. 'fantastica' is the source of this 1041-nucleotide messenger RNA. The record is from the annotation of a GenBank genome assembly. Lineage: Eukaryota; Fungi; Ascomycota; Saccharomycetes; Saccharomycetales; Saccharomycetaceae.